AUGGCUACACGAUCAUUAGUCGUAGGAGGAACGGGUGGCAUUGGCUUCGCCAUUGCCUGCCGCCUCGCCGCAGCUUCGGCAUCCUCACAAGUGACUAUCAGUGGCCGCACCGAACCCAAGGACGUCCCUCACCCCAACAUCAAGUUCCGCGCCUUGGACGCAUCUUCCAUGCGCUCCAUCAAGCGAUACACGGACGACUACAAGUCCCUCCAAGACCCACAACUCGACUUGCUCGUCCUCACCCAAGGCAUUCUCACCAUGGCAGGUAGAACCGAGACGUCCGAGGGAAUCGACCGCAAGAUGGCCCUUCACUACUACGGCAGGCAGCUUCUCAUCCGCGAGCUGAGCCCCAUCCUAAAGGACGAUGCCAAAGUCCUCAUCGUCCUUGAUAGCACCCGCGGAAGCCCGACGAAGCUGAUUUGGGACGACUUGGACCUGAAGAAGAACUUCAGCUUGCAAAAAGCAGCGGACCACUGCCUGUCCAUGACGGACGCCAUGAUCCAGGCCUAUGCGGCCGAGAACAAGGACAAGAGGCAACACUUCAUCCACGCGUACCCUGGCAUCGUACAGACCAAUCUCUUCCAUACCAUGCCGUGGUAUCUUCGGACUGCGACAAAACUCCUGACCAAUGUGAUGGGCGUACCGGCCGAUACCUGCGCCGAGAGACUUCUGGAGGGAGUGGACGGGGCCUCGGGGAAGGACGGCGCAUCUUGGAGUUGUAUCGAUCAAAAUGGUAAGGUUGUCGGCAACAAGGCUAUUUUCACUGAGGAGGAUUUGAAAAAGGUCAAAGAUCACACUUGGAAGACGAUUGACGAGGCACUUGCAGUCCCCACUACCAUGGAGGGGAUCGGGUUUGCCAUCUUCCAACCCCGGAAGGUCGCGAACUCCACCGAUCCGGGAAUCGCAAGGCCGGGCCCGGUCAGCAAGGUGACUGACAAGGGAACGACCCCGGCAUCCCGGUAA
Messenger RNA from Colletotrichum costaricense, 963 nucleotides. RefSeq lists its product as uncharacterized. The record is from RefSeq and is a predicted model, not a curated record. Bases 1 to 963 code for a protein of 320 amino acids. NCBI's taxonomy places the organism in Eukaryota, Fungi, Ascomycota, Sordariomycetes, Glomerellales, Glomerellaceae. The transcript has 2 exons.